This is a messenger RNA of Effrenium voratum, 1128 nucleotides long. The record is from the annotation of a GenBank genome assembly. NCBI's taxonomy places the organism in Eukaryota, Dinophyceae, Suessiales, Symbiodiniaceae.
GGCUGGACACGGGUCACCUGCUGGUGGCAGAGAUCGCAAAAACGCAGCUGGCGGCGUCGCAGGUGGCGGCCUUCGACGGACUCCUGGAGAAGUGGGCGCAGGACUUCCCGGGGAUGUCAGACUUUGUGAGCAGCUCCGUUUGGCCGGACCACAUCAAGUGCACAAGAGCCGGAAGGCCCAUGUGCGAUGGGCUGCCGCCCGCGGGUCUGAACGAGUUUGAUACCUGGCACUAUGUGGACUUGGACUUCAACCCAGACCACGUGCAGGUGGAGCAGCAGAAUCCGUACCAAAACCCCUCGGCGGUUUGGGCAUUGGCGCAGGCGAUGCGCACCUUCCAAACCUCUCGCUCCGAGUGGGCGCUGAACUUCAUGCUCCGCUUCGUGCUGCACAUUGUGGGUGACCUGCACCAGCCGCUGCAUUGCGCUGAGGGUCUUUUCAACGACACCAAAUUCGGGGACGUCAUGGGGGACCGAGGGGGCAACCUCAUCAGGAUCCGCACGCAGUGGCGGGAGCUCACCAAUUUGCACCUCCUCUGGGACGCCGCUGGCGGGCUGUACAUGGCCGAGUGGCCGUUCUCCUCCGAGCAGCAGGCCCAGCUGCGCCGGAACGCCUCGCAGAUCAUGAAGCGCUUCCCCCGGUCUAGCCUCAAGGAGCUGAAUGCUGCGGAUAUGAGCUGCUAUCCCAGCUCGGAUUGUGCUGCAGUGUUCAGAGGCUGGGUGAAGGAUGUCCAUGCACUGGCCAUUCAGGAUGCCUAUCGCGGCGUGCGAGCAGGAGCAGAACCAUCUGCCGCGUACCUCGCCAGGGUGCGCGAGGUCUCCCGCCGGCAGCUGGCGCUCGCGGGGUACCGCCUGGCGGAUCUGCUGGCCGCGGUGAGUCCCAGCCUGCCAACACCUGCGGCGGAAGGAAACAACACGCUCGGCAACACGCUCAACAUCCAGGCGAUUUGUGCGCUGCAGGGGCUCCUGCUGGUGAUCUUUGGGGCUAUGCUGUUUCGCCAAAGACUCGCGCGACAGCCGGCGCCCAGUGAGCGAGGCAGAUCUUUGCUGGAGUGUGGUGAGGUGUGACGCGUCUUUCCGCCAAAGCAUUGGCGGCCCUUCCAAAGUGUCGGGAUGAGUUUCCCGCGGUGAG